Molecule: messenger RNA, 1914 nt
Organism: Lachnellula hyalina
Lineage: Eukaryota; Fungi; Ascomycota; Leotiomycetes; Helotiales; Lachnaceae
Exons: 3
Coding region: 1-1914 (637 amino acids)
Source: RefSeq, a predicted model, not a curated record
AUGAGAUACUCUGGAGUCUCUGGUUCUGGACAUGAUAUUCCUCUCACCGCCUAUCACGAUAUUUCUCAACCACAGACACAAAAUAACACGUUCGACAAAUCUUCCUCUCCGUCCGUCGACAUCAAGAAUGACCCCCCACCCGAAGAUGUCUAUGAGAACCAAUAUCAGUCGUAUCCGAAGCCUCUGGGAGAAUGGAGCCGCAGUCACUGGGUUUCCUUUCUCGUUGACUUCAUUUUCGUAGGACUUUCAGUCCUCUUCCUGACCCUGGCUGCCAUUUCAAUUUCCCUCGAUAAGACGCCGGCAUCUUCUCUCGGGUAUCACACACAAAAGGCCAUUACUUUAGCGCCUACAAUUUUCCCUAUAGUAUUUGCGGCUAUAACGGGGAAGUUUUUCAGAACAUUGGGUCUGCAUUGGGCAGAACGCGGGGUCCAAUUAGGGACCUUAGAACGACUCAUUGGAUGCCAAUCCCUGUUUGCUGCUAUUGAGAGGCAAAUUGCACUCCGGGGAGCUAAUUUUUUUGGCCUUGGAAUCAUAAUAAUCUGGGCUUUGUCUCCUAUAGGAGGUCAAGCAGCACUUCGUCUCCUUGGCGAAUCGCAACGGACUGUCUCCUACAAUUCAACGAUCCGAUUUUUGCCUAUCGAGCUUGCACAGCAGGAUACAGCCAUGAGUGGUGCUGAUGGCGUUGUCGAAGGGUGGCCUUCGUAUGGACCUACAUUCAUGACUGCGCUCAAAACCACUCGAAAGCUACAGAACUCGACGCAAGAUCUGUUUGGAAAUAUCAGGAUUCCAGUCCUUUCUGAAUUGAACUCGGUUUCCAAUGGAUCUUGGGCCACUGUCGAUUACAGCAAAGAAGUCCUUUACUCGUCGCUACUUGGGAUUCCAAUCGCCGGCAUUCCCGGUGAUGGAAACUCAUCAUUCCAGAUACUGAGUAGAUAUUGGACCGUCAAUUGCCCAAAACUAACCUAUAUUCCCAACUUCAACACUAGGCCUCACUACAACAAAUCGAGUGCACUUUUGAAAACGUCUGUGAGCACCUUUAUAAUGCAGUCGACUAGUACAUCAAGUGAUACUGAUCAUGGAUCCUUCAACUUGACAUCUAUAUCCUCAGAAGAAGACUCUGACGUUAGUGUUGCUUACUGUGACCUUACUUACCAAGAUGUCGAGUCAAUGGUCAAAUGUCAAAAUCAAGAUUGCUCAGUCAUCGCCAUGAAGAAUGCAACAACAGCUGCAAGCUCGAAACCUGUAACCGUCACUCCUAUGAUAAACAGUCUGAGCGCCCUUCCUCAAACGACCAUUGGAUAUCUACAUCAUGCUUCGAAAGAAGAAAGCACUUUGCUCGAGCAAUGGCUCGCGGACCCUAUUGCGGACUUUGUUUCUUUCAAAUACUCGAACCUCUCAACACUCGAUCCAGGCACAUUCAGUAGGAACAUGGAGGUGGCAUAUAAUACGUUCUGGCAAUCAACAUACGGAGCGGCAUACUUGACUGGCAAUCUCAGCUCUAAUCUAAGCACUUACGACAACAUCAGCACCAGCUAUGAAUUACCGCUGUACUUCAACUCCAGCCAGGCCAGUAUGGUUCGAUUCGAUGGGCAAGAAUACCACAGUAACAAGGCAUUUGGAGGCAUUUUAUUCAUCAUCUCCUUUUUGCUCCUCUGUGAGGCAGUGGCAUCAGUUGCCCUCAGGAUAACGACUCUCGCUCCCGAUAUCCUCGGAUAUGUAUCCUCUCUCACAAGGGAUAAUCCGUAUGUGGGAGUUAGUGGGGCCUCGCAUUUGGAUGGUCUUGAGAGAGCCAGAGCAUUGCAAGCUCUGAUGGUUACUCUUGGGGAUGUCAAUGUUGGCGCUGAAAUUGGGCAUAUCACGCUGACUGCGUCUGAGAAUGUGCAGCGUCUAAAGAAGCAAAGGUUGUAUGACUAG